Messenger RNA from Penicillium diatomitis, 2979 nucleotides. RefSeq lists its product as uncharacterized. The annotation marks the transcript as partial. The record is from RefSeq and is a predicted model, not a curated record. NCBI's taxonomy places the organism in Eukaryota, Fungi, Ascomycota, Eurotiomycetes, Eurotiales, Aspergillaceae. The transcript is spliced from 5 exons.
GUUCUGUACAAGCGCAAACCGGUUCAAUACCUGCCACGGCCUGUAAUUGAGGAUGAAAGCUCAGAGGUUUGGGUCAUUCCAGAGACCAAUGAGGUCUUCACGAGUUAUGAGCCGUAUCUCCAGCGGAUGGACUUCUAUAAAUCCCGUCGAUUCAUUUGUGAAAUAACGGGACAUUCCGGCAUGACCUUCUUUGAGGCCCUUCGAAGCGAGCUCGAGGAAUCCCGCGAGGUCAACAACAGUUUCCCUGAAGCCCUGAAGGAGCCAAUAUUACGUCGCAUUCAGUUUUCUACGACCUCUAGAGAAUUCAAAACCGACUUCUAUCCCGGAGAGCCAGUCUUGAUCCUUCUGGAAGACAACAGCCGCAUUCAUGGAACGAUCAGAGAUAAGGCCAAUUUCCCAGAGCAACUCUAUGCGGACGGCACCAUCAAGACCUCCGCAUAUGCGAGGUAUUUGGUCAAGAUCUCCGACCGACCCAAUGAAGAGGCUCUCCUGGAUCAAGACCACAUCACUCGGGAUCGGAAGUCAUUUACCAAGUUGAUGCUUCGAGGGUUCAUCAAGAACAAUGUCACGCGAGAGUCGUGGACGGGUGCUCCCUGGUUGGUAAAACCGUCUGUCGCGGAGGAAUACAAGAUCUCCACCGAGGUACCCAAGCACUUGCAAUAUGGUACCAAGGUGGCAGAGAAGAAGGCCAUGAAGAAGGCGGACCAAGACGGAUUCUUUGGAUUCUUCUCAUCGCAGCAGCUGCCAGAACUCAAACCUGCUGUGAAAGGUGCAAAAUCCAAGCUCACCGCCCAUGACCACGCCAAAACCCGCGACGCACAGUAUUUGGAAUACCAACGCUCUCUGAACGGUAAUCCAACCUUUUUGCCACCAGGGAAUCCCCUCCGUCCCACAAAGCCACCGCUGGUCGGUGAUAAGAAGACGCCGCAGCCUUCAGUUGUCCCUAAGAGCGAACCGCGACUACCCUCACCCCCACCCAUCAAAUAUCCUAUCGAGGAUUUGGAGAUCACGCCAAACAAAGACAAAAAUCACCGCCCAACCUUGAAGUUUUUGAUGGUGGGGGAUACGGAUGAUGAUGGAUCUGAGGGUCUGUUGCCGGACGACGUGGAACCCGAAUCUGUGGGACUUCUUCUCGAGACCUGGAACACGCUCAACGUCUACUGCGAGGUGUAUCAGCUCGACUCGUUCACUUUCGAUGACUUUGUGCAGGCAAUGCGGUUCUCAUCGGAGGUCACAGACUGCGAGUUGUUCGUAGAGAUUCACUGCGCGCUUCUCAAGACACUGGUAGACUCGGAGUUCAACGGUGGGGCUACACGGAUCUCUCUACCAGAGAUUCAGUCAGAAUCUUCCGAUGAUUCUGAGGAUUCAGAUGCCGGUGAGGCUGAAGAGAGCGACGAGGAGGAAGAAGAGGAGGAGGAGCCUGCACCAGCCAGGAGAAUGACCACUCGCAGCAGUCUGGCCAAGAAAGAGGCCCAGGACCUCCAAGCGCAACUGGAGGAUUCCGAGCAGGAAGAGCGCAUCCACCGAGCGGACGAGAUGUUCGACGAUUAUAGCUGGAUCGACCGCCUUCGUCGCCGCGAUUUCCGCAACGGUGGAUGGGAAAUGGUCAUGGUUGGUCUACUAAAUCAGCUUUCUGUUCGCCCUCGCCUUCAGCAGACUUGCCACGAGGUCCUGAAGCAUCUUGCGCCCAUUGAUGAGCCCCCCACGCAGCAGACCGCGAGAGACCAGUAUCGGACCCUCGAUAUCAACCUGCGAGUGAAAGCCCUCGAGAUCAUCUGCAUGUUGAGUCUGGAGACAAGGGCCAUUCGGAACUACAUGGAGGAAUGCAAUGUUCAGAUGACCGAUUCUCGCAAGGUGAAGAUCGAGCACCAAAAAUCUCGCAAAGCCGCUGUCCAUGAUCUGAGGCUCCUCCAGCAAGAGCGCAAGGCACUUCAGCCCGAACAAGACAAGACCGCUGAGAAACCUGCUACGCCUGUACCAGAGCUUGAGGGGCUCGAUGAUUCCCGAUUGACUGGUCUAGACGGUGACUCGGAGAUGCCUCUGGACACAGACGACGAAGAUUCUCACCUGACUCUGACCCGUUCGCUUCGAGGCGGCGCAGAUCGCGCCGCGGAGCGCAAACGCAAGCAAGAAGAGGAGCGGGAGCGAAAGGAGCUCUUGGCCAAACAGCCCAAGGGUUCCAAGCAGUACCAGCGCGUCUUGAGGAAGAUCGAGGACCAAAAAACCAAGAUCAGGAAGAUCGAAGAGAAAAUCGAGUCAGUUGAAAAUGACCUCCGGGAGGCCGACUGCCCUCGGACCAAAUGUCUCGGUCUCGACCGCUUCUGCAACCGAUAUUGGUGGUUCGAACGUAACGCGAUGCCUCAUGGUGGCAUGCCCGAUAGCUCCACAGCGGAAGCUGGGUAUGCGAACGGUCGCCUUUGGGUUCAAGGGCCCGAUGAAAUGGAACGUACUGGCUUCAUCGAGCUCACCGAUGAACAACGAAAACAAUAUCAGAAGCAGUUCCACACGACGCCGGCUGAGCGCAAGAAGCAUGAGGAGGGCCCUACGCAUGUGUCGAACGCUCGGGAGUGGGGUUACUACGAUGACCCCGAAGCUAUUGAGCAAUUGAUCCAGUGGCUGGACACGCGCGGUCAUCGUGAGAGCAAACUCGUCAAAGAGCUCCGCCUCCAGCAGCACGCGAUCACCAAGUCCAUGGAAAAGCGCCGAUCAUAUUUAAGCCUGAGCGCUCAACGAGCUGAAUCAGAGGAAUUGCCCACAAAACGCGUGACUACGCGGCAGAAAACCUACGUGGACGUUAAUGAGCAUCGUCUUCGCUGCCUGCGAUGGCAAAAUGGCACAUCGAUGAGCGAGAAUGGCCACCUUCACGUUGACCCUGAGCGGCCCGCCAAGCGGCAGAAGCGGAACGCCGAUGACUCGCGCGGCGGCCGAGGCACGCGGGCCAAGGCGCCCGCCCGUCGAGCGUCACGCCGUGGGACUUGA